UACAGCAUCACAAUGCUUUUAUUAUGUCUUCUAGUUACUGGUGGUCUUUUCCCCUUCAGGCUUGAUAGCUGUGGACUCACCUCACAGAGCUGCACAACACUAGCCUCCAUCCUCUGCAAAGAAUCAUCAAAGCUCAGAAAUCUGGAUAUCAGUGGCAACUGCAUUGGAGAUAUUGGAGUCAAGAAUCUAUGCAGUGGCCUGAAGAACCCAAACUGUGCCCUGGAGACUCUGAGAAUGUCAGGCUGUAGUGUAACAGGAGAAGGAUAUGCUGCUCUGGCCGCAGCUCUCAAAUCAAACCCUUCACACCUGGAGGAGCUGGACCUGAGAGGAAACGACCCUCGACAUGCUGAACUGAAGCCCCUCACUGAUUUAGUACAGGAUUCUGCCUGUAAACUACAGAGACUAAGACUGUUGAAGAGUGAUGCAGCAGAUAAAGCUCUUGUGUAUCUGACUUCAGUUCUGGGUGUAAACCCCUUACUGCUGACAGAACUGGACCUGAUUGGGAAGAUACCAGGAGACCCAGGAGUGAAACAGCUCUGUGCUCUACUGGGGGAUUCACAAUGCAGACUCAAGAAACUAAGAGACGGAUAA
Molecule: messenger RNA, 591 nt
Organism: Engraulis encrasicolus (European anchovy)
Lineage: Eukaryota; Metazoa; Chordata; Actinopteri; Clupeiformes; Engraulidae
Product: NACHT, LRR and PYD domains-containing protein 12-like
Exons: 4
Coding region: 13-591 (192 amino acids)
Cellular component (GO): cytoplasm
Molecular function (GO): protein binding
Source: RefSeq, a predicted model, not a curated record